AUGUCGAUCGAGGCGGUUCAGCCAGUGCGCCGAACUGACAGCAACAAAGAUGCUGUCGAGAUGCUCGAAGAUGUUGCGGGCUCACGGACUCUAAAGAAAUCCGACGAGGAGGGCAGAGUGCAGGAACAUGUUGAGAGGACACCUGAGGAUGCGAAGCUAGAGCGCAGGCUGCUGCUCAAAGCUGAUCUUAUCAUUCCCCCGCUCAUAUUCGUGGCAUACCUGCUGGAUUUCCUGGAUCGCUCAGACGUUGGCAAUGCUGCGGUUGCCGGCAUGACGCAGGAUUUGAAAAUGUCGGCGCAGCAACUCAGUACCGCAGCGUCCAUGUUCUAUCCGCAAGUCCAACUUGCCCUUGGACUUGUGAUCUGGGGGCUGUUCAAUACUCUCAUUUGUACUGCCAAAUACUAUGCCACCGUUCUCGGGCUUCGACUGGGAGUUGGGCGGGCGUCCAUCACAUUCUGUUCUAGCUCUGCAGCAGGGGCUUUCAACGGACUCAUCGCCUACGCCAUUGAGAAGAAUCUCGAUGGGAAAGACGGCCUUGCUUCCUGGAGAUGGCUAUUCAUCAUAGAGGGUUGCAUCUCCAUUGGCUGGGGUCUUGUUAUCCUGCUUCUGUUGCCCCCAGCACCAGAGAAAGCCCGAAUGUUCUUCACUGCCGCGGAGAAAGAACUAGCUGUCAAGAGAACACGCGAAGCAUUCAACGAGCCGCAUUCGAAGAUUCGCUGGGGUGAUCUUCCCAAGAUAUUCCGAGACUGGAACUUUUACCUGUUCGCGGUCGUAUUUUCGUGCUCGAACAUCAGCCUGGCAUCUUUCAGCACAUUCUUGCCCGUUAUUCUUCGAACGCUAGGCUUCUCGACGCUCAACUCGCAACUCCUCACAAUUCCAGUCUAUGCCGUUGCCGCGGUUUCGACGCUUCUGAUGGCUCUCUUCUCGGAUCGUCUUAAACGUCGAGGCUACUUCAUGAUCGGAUCGUUCGCAUGGCUUGUAUUGGGCUGGCUUAUCCUUCUCGUUAGCAAGAAUCACCGCCUGUCCUUCGCAGCAACCUUUCUGAUCGGUGCCGGCACCUAUCCUUCUGUUGUGCUAACAUUCAGCUGGAUUCUUAACAACUAUGCGGGUUUCACCAGGAGAGCUGGCACGUACGCAAUUGUUUGCAUGAUAGCCCAAGCAUUCUCCAUCGCUGCUACGCAGAUCUACAGCGAUCCGCCAACAUAUUACCGUGGCAACGGCUUUGCCCUGGGCUCGGCAGUUGUAGGACUGUCCGCCUGCGUGGUAAUCGUGUUCAGGCUGAAGCGAGCAAACAGGAAGAAGAGGGAGGCCAUGGACUCGGAGGCUGCGCAGCAAAUGCGACUGCUGAGCAUUGAGGAGCUAGGAAACGAACAUCCGGACUUCUACCACUUCGUCUGA
This is a messenger RNA of Zasmidium cellare ATCC 36951, 1398 nucleotides long. RefSeq lists its product as uncharacterized. Gene Ontology annotation, molecular function: transmembrane transporter activity. The transcript is spliced from 7 exons. The record is from RefSeq and is a predicted model, not a curated record. The coding region runs from base 1 to 1398 and encodes 465 amino acids. Gene Ontology annotation, cellular component: membrane. Lineage: Eukaryota; Fungi; Ascomycota; Dothideomycetes; Mycosphaerellales; Mycosphaerellaceae. Gene Ontology annotation, biological process: transmembrane transport.